Molecule: messenger RNA, 2318 nt
Organism: Physella acuta
Lineage: Eukaryota; Metazoa; Mollusca; Gastropoda; Physidae
Product: synaptobrevin homolog YKT6
Biological process (GO): endoplasmic reticulum to Golgi vesicle-mediated transport
Cellular component (GO): Golgi apparatus; membrane
Molecular function (GO): SNAP receptor activity
Source: RefSeq, a predicted model, not a curated record
GAAACUUCCGCUAUUGAGUCACAAAACAAAUUAGUCUGUACUGUUACUCAGUAGGCCCGUUAUAACUAACUAAACUAUUAAUAGUAAAAUACGUCUGGUUUGAAAUACGCGAUUUAAUGAUACUUAAAUUAGAAACAAACACAUCAUAUUGUUCUAAUGACUGCCACGUGCAGUUUUUAUUAAAUAUAAGCCCGUAAUCAUAGAUAAAAACCUGUUAUUUUUAAGGAGGUCUUAGUCUUUUUUAUUAAAAAGUAGGCCUACUGUAACUUAUAUUUAACUGCCUCUUAUAAAUAACAAACUUCACAACUACUGCUGGCUGCUUGUGUUCAUUCACUAAUUUACUAAGUCCAACUUCAACUUAGUCAAGCCCGGUGAAUAUGAUUGAUUGCGUCUCUUAUAUGACUGAUGACGCUUCUACUGGCUGUUGAGCUUCAAUUUGACUAAAUCAAUAAAGUUGAAUAAUCUUCAUCUUUUUGAGUUUGAACUGCAUCCAAAGCUCAGGCAAAAAAUUAGACACCCAUCAUCGUCAUCACUGAGUGAUAAAUUCUUUCAAAUUUGCUGCUUUGCUGCGUUCCUGGUUCUGUGACUUGUGUGAAAUCAAGACGACUUGAAAUUUAAGAAUAUAACAUCUAUAGUAUAGAGUCAAAAUGAAGCUGUAUUCUAUUGCUGUUCUGCUUAAAACUCCGGAGGGUAAAGGAAAAAUGUUAACUUCAAAGAAUGAAUUAUCUUCAUUUGGAUACUUUCAAAAAGCCACUGUUGGAGAGUUCAUGAUAUUCACCAGCAAAAUCCUUGUUGAAAGAACUGCCACUGCAUCUCGUGCAUCUGUCAAAGAGCAAGAGUAUAUCUGUCAUGUGUAUGUUAGAAGUGACAAUUUGUCUGGUGUUGUCAUAGCUGACCAUGAGUACCCACAAAGAGUUGCACACACCCUGAUUAACAAGAUUUUAGAGGAAUUCCAAGAGAAGUGUCCCAAGACACAAUGGGCUUCUGUGAAAGAAAAUGAAGCACCAUAUCCACAGCUUCAAGAGCUCCUGCAAAAGUAUCAGAAUCCUAAAGAGGCUGAUGCCAUGACAAAAAUACAGUCAGAACUGGAUGAGACUAAGAUUAUACUGCACAAUACAAUUGAAGCAGUGUUACAGAGAGGUGAAAAAUUGGAUGACUUGGUGGAAAAAUCUGAAGGGCUUAGUAUGCAGUCUAAAACAUUUUAUAAAACAGCAAAAAAGACCAACCAGUGCUGUUCUAUACUCUGAAUGCUGUAUAUUUUGGAAAGAAGAAUGUAGUAUUAUUUUUUUUCUUUUACUGAAACAAGCUCAAUGAAAUUAUUGCUGCUGUAGUAAUGAAAGAAUCAAUCUGUACGUCUAUUUAGGCCAAGAGCUUCCCUCUAAGUGUGAGAAAAAUUUCAUUACGUUUAUUUUUUAUUUCGGAGUAAAGAUUGCAGUUUUACAGAAGUGAUAUGUUUUUAGGAAAGAGUAUUGUAUUGUUACAUGAAGUAUGUGAUAUAUUUUUUUGUAAGUAGAAAGUCUGUUGUUUUUUACGUAAGAAAUCUUUUUGCCAGUCAUUUUUUGUUCACAAUUUUUAGAUCUUAUUCUAAUAACAAUUUUACCUACUGAAUAUAUUUUAUCCACCUUUGUUUCAUCAUCAACACGGAAAAGGAGUUUAUGCUUGUUUUGUAAUAUAAAAUGUAGUUAACAAUAAGCGAUAGCUGCUAGUUAAAAAUAAUUUGAAAUGCAGUAUAUAAGAUCCUUUGAUUGUUUGUUAAAACAAUCAUUAUAAUGAUUGGCAAGACAUUGUUUUUUUUUUUAGCUCUCUUACGUUUUAAUAUCAAAGAAAGUAAUCACUUAAAUUUAAACAAAAUGUUCUAAUUUGAGUGUGUACAUUAUUUUAGCUCUAAGUGUAUAUUGCUGAUAAAUUGUGUUUAAUUUGCAUAUUGUUAUUAAAAUAAUUUGUUGCAAAUAAUUUUUAAUGCCAUUAAAAAAACCUUGCAAUAAACCUAAAUACACAUUUUAAGCCACAUUUUCUUGAAAUAGUCAACAGACAUCAAUAUGGUAAACAUCUCACUAGUUAGGUAGCACAUUCCAUGGUCAUUCAGUUGCUGUUUGUGCAUCUCUUGUACAUCACCAGGUCCCCUUAGAUUCAGACACUUUACUCUUCAGUUAUAUUAAAUAAGCAACUUCCUUAGCUUACUUAUCAUCUUGAUGACAAUAAGUAAGUUGCUUUUGUGUAAAUGUAAAUCCUACAUUUUUUUUUUCGCUCUGUGAGUGAACACUUGCAUUUCAUGAAUGGAAAUAUUUUGUGGUAAAUAAAGUAAAGCAUGUCCCAAU